This is a messenger RNA of Porites evermanni, 1723 nucleotides long. NCBI's taxonomy places the organism in Eukaryota, Metazoa, Cnidaria, Anthozoa, Scleractinia, Poritidae. The record is from the annotation of a GenBank genome assembly.
AUGGUUUUCACUUCUUAUUCGUUAACAUAUAGGUUAAUUGGCAAAAAGGAUCCUGUGGCUCCCCAGGAUGAGAAAAAGUACAUUGUCUUCUUCUCCUGUCUGAUGGAACUGUUCGCGGUAUGCCCUAAUUGUACUGAACCUGCCACAGCUGAAGUAACUAAAGUAAUAGGCACUCAGAUCUAUGUGACUCAGAAGUGUCCCGCCUGCAAAUUUGUUCGUCAGUGGAAAAGUCAACCCAAUAUUCGAAGAAUUCCUGCAGGAAAUCUUUUACUCUCAUCUGCCAUUCUUUAUUCGGGCAGUAUGAUAUCACAGACCCUGCGAAUAUUCAAGAUCCUUAAGGUGGAGUGCUUUAGUCGGCAGACGUUUCACAAACACCAGAAGAAUUAUCUUAUCCCCGUUGUUAUAAAAUUGUGGAAGGAGGAGCAAGACAGAGUUAUACAGAUUAGGGACCUUUAGCAUCAGGUUUUUCGUGGGAAACGGCAAACCGCAAACCGCAAAAUGUCACGUGACCAAGGCCUUGCGGUCACGUUUGCAGUUUGCAGUUCACGUUUAGGCUAAAUAAAUGUGAACUGAACUGAACUGAACUGAACGCCUUGCUAAAGUUUGAAAUCUCGGCAACGCGAAACUGCAAACGCGUAACUGCGGUUUGCCGUCUGCGGUUUGCGGUUUACCUGAUGCUAAAGUUCUCUAAUAUGUCGGCUUUACCAGGGGGAGUUGUUCUUUCGGGGGACGGGAGGUCUGACAGUCCAGGUCACUGCGCCAAAUAUGGAGCCUUUACAGUUAUUGAGCAAAGAGUAAACAAAGUCUUAGAUGUGCAACUUGUUCAAGUAAGUACAUGGCAGUUUAAUAAUUUAUCUUUAUUGCCUUUUUUGUUCAGUCCUGUGAAAAGUGCUUUUGUCUGUGCCUACCAGUCUAAUGAGGUGCGGAACAGUUCUUGGUGUGAACACGAGGGUCUUCUUCGUAUGGAACGCUUUCUGGCUACCAAAGGGCUUCUACUCGAUGUCAUCAUUACUGACAGAAAUCGUCAAAAUGCCGCUUACAUUCGCAACAACAUGAAGCCAAAAGGAACUACGCAUUACUACGACAUCUGGCAUAUAGCUAAAGGCAAGUAAAGCGUUUAUACAACUAAGAACUCGACCUGCCCAACUAAAUAUUGAAUUAUAAUAUAUUUUUUGUGUUGACGGGUGUAAAAGUAUUUCUUAUUUGUAGGUAUUGGCAAGAAAAUUGACGCUUUGGCAAAACAAAAAGAUUGCGAAGAUGCAGGCUUGUGGAGGAAGUCGAUCGUAAACCACCUAUACUGGGUAGCUGCCACUGCACCCGAGGGAAAUGAGGACAUGAUAGAGGCUAUGUGGAAGUCAGUUUGCAACCACAUACAAGACAUCCACGAGGAGCACGGUGAUCUCUACCCGGCGUGUGCCCAUGGCCCCUUGGACGAAGAAGAGAGGGACAAAGAGUGGCUGCAACCUUGUAGGAAAUUUUGGAUUUUUGUUCUACAAAAACUCCAUGCUAUUAGUAUCUUAUUUCUUUAUUUCCAAUUUAAUUUGCAGCAUCAAAGGUUUGUGAAAAGCUGACCGACAUACUUACAAGCAAGUCUCUACUGAAAGACAUCAGGAUGCUAUCACCUCGGUAUCAAACCUCCUCUCUAGAAGCCCUGCACAGUUUGGAUAUUAUAUUUGCUCCCAAGCACACGGCAUUCGCGUUCUUGGCUAUGCUUGCCAGGUAA